This is a messenger RNA of Orbicella faveolata, 3475 nucleotides long. RefSeq lists its product as uncharacterized. Lineage: Eukaryota; Metazoa; Cnidaria; Anthozoa; Scleractinia; Merulinidae. The record is from RefSeq and is a predicted model, not a curated record.
GGGAGCUGAAUAUUAUACAACACUUCUCUAACAUGUCCACUCUGUGGCUGCUUGAUUCUUCACUAUCUCUCUUUUUGUCAGAGACAGUUGGCCAGCGAUCGCAGGAUCUCCAUUCCCAAGACCUGGCUAACAGCAAACAGAAUAAUGAACACACAAUGCGCCAUCGGUUUCUUUAAUUUCACCUGACUUACUCCGUUAAAUUAUGAGCUUGGACUUAAAGACAACUAGAUACAAUUAAAAAUAUUAUUAAAUAAGUGAUGAUUGUAGAGUUUUCUCAGUUCUUGUUUGUAAAUAGAUUGCUUGAAGUUCGUGUGAUCGAUAUUGGCUUUUUGUUACAACAGUUUCUCUUAGUUUUUCAUUUGUCGUCAAAGAACAUAACUAGGUUGACCUCAUUUAAGCUAAGCUGCUCGAGAUAAUUUGCUUACACUUUCGAUAAAAGCAUCAGGAGAAGAGUGGCCCGGUUUGUAUUGAUAAGCACUUGACCAUGAGAGACCUUAUUGUGAUUUUCAUUCAUGGAUGACAGAGCCUUUGAAGCGUCAAGUCAAGUGACAGGUUGAUUCUCUCAUCAAUUAGCAGCGAGAAGAGAUCGUCAAAACAAAACAGACACCAGUCUCACUCUAACAUUUGGGUCGAUGAGCCAAUGACGAUACUUCAUUCUUCGUUUAGCGGAAGAGUUGAGUCAACACAUAUUUUUGUCUUCUUCACUUCAAAUGGUUGAUUUUGAGCAAUUUUGGAUGAAAACUAACAACACCAAUAACAUGGCUUGACGAAAUGACGGUUUUGACUAGCUAAAUUCUGUUAUUUUGAACAUAGUCCGAGAAGGGAUUCACGACUGCGAACAUGAAUAAUUAUGAAUAGGAACAGCCUUCCAAGUCCGAUGAACAAAUGAGUGGGAAAAUUUUGGCCCUGGUGCUUAUCACAACCUUGGCGCGUAACGUUUUAAUAUUAGGACGAAGACAGGAGACGAAACCCCAACACCAUGUGUUUAGGACUAAAAAGAACAAGGUUACUGUUAGACGGACACCAGUUAACUUUCAAGACUGGAAAACUACUGUUGGAAUAAAGAAAAAAGAUACAGUGCAAAAGAGUGGGCUAUUCCAUGCUUAUAAUAACGACGAAAUAGCGCAAGAUGAGCUGUUGGUUAAAGAGCUGGCUUUGUCUUCUGAUAUUGGAGAAGUCAAAAAGUCUACGGCGUGGGCAAAAGACAAGAAGCACAAAAGCACAAAGAUCUAUCCAACAGGAAAAACUAAGGAACCGAAAACAAAAGCAAGAUAUGCAGCACCAGCUGUGCCACUAUCAGAAAGAACCCACAAAAGAACAUCAAUAGCAAUGCCCGAACCUGGUAAAUCUCUACAUGUGCAUCCUGUUCCUAUUUCACGCACCCUCCUAACCGCAGUGGGUCUGUUACUGGACAGGAGGAAUCAUUUUGUAAAAGACUCUAAUGCAUUGUCUUUAGCCAAAGUGCUUCUUGACAAUGGCAACAAAACAAAUGAAAAACAAACAACUUUCAGUUCUGAUCCAACUGACUCUGUUUCUCCGUCUGGAUUGCCAUCAGGUUUUGGAAGUAAUAUAUUACGCCUCUUAAACGCCUCGACAUCGCAGCAGAGUCAGACUGGCGAACGCAAGUCAACCAUUCAUACUGAGCUUAUUAACCCAACAGAGUUAGGAGUCUCGAUAUUAAGAUUGUUGUUUGGACACAAGGCUCCCCUUGUUACGAAACCCACCUACACACCUUUGUUUCGCCAUAGUCCAACUGUUUCAAGUUCAAGAACAAGACUUGCAGAUCAAAGAAAACAGUUUAAUAAAGUAAAGGCGAUUAUAAGGUCCAAAAAACACCGCAAGAAGUCGUUUUCCUUUGCACUGGCAAAAGCCGUCAGCGAUCUUAUCAAGUCUAUGGCUAGGGAAGAAUUGAGGAAUUAUUUGCAAAAUAUUCACCAAGAUCCCAAACUUAAGAAGAAUAUACCCUCUUCAGGGGUGCUCAAUAAUGUUUGGCCCGCUAAAAAGGUGGUUGACGUCCAAGGGAAUCGAAAAUCAUGGGUUCUUUUGAAAAUUCCUAAGUCAGGAGACGAAAUAGUUCCUCCGAAAGACUUGUCUGAUGACCCGCUCGAAGAAAAAGAAACUGAUACAGACAGGCAAGCCGAGUCGGUGAAAGAACAUACAGGAAUUGUGGACACUUUAGGCAAACUUAACGACGCUCAACCAGUGUCUCAAGAAAUGCUUGAAAAAGGGAUUGCAGGGCCUUCAAGAAGUGCAGUGACUAAUGAAACACGAAGCUUUCCGAGCGACGUGAAAGUGCAACCAACUACCAGAGUUGGAUAUAGCGUAAGGAUUUUACCCUCAUUAAAGGGAAGUGCUGUAAAAGAACCCGACAGUUACCAUGUGAAUAGAAAGCCAGCCAGAAAGCCACAGCCAACCUCACAAAGCACAGCUGCAUUCGCAGAAGCCGUUAAGAAGCUAUUGCAGGCGGUGCAAUCAAGUAUUAAAAGUCUUCAGGGAAAACAGUUAAUAGGAUAUCCGACAGAUUUAGACUCGUUGGUAGGAAAUCAACUUCCAAGCCUUCAAAGCGCCCAGACCACAAACACAGGAAGUGUGAGAGGUAUAAAAAAUGACCCAACACCCGUAAAUUACGUUCAACCAGAAAAAAAGACUCGAUUUUUGCAAGAUGAUAAAAACCAAGAAAAACCACGCUUCGGAGAAUUGUCCGCCUUUACCAGAGCAGCUGGACAAGAAGAACCCCCUGAGCUUGCUCAUGCAAACGUGCUUUUUGACCCGUUAAAAGAUCUGGUAAUGUCCCCGUCUGAGCCAAUUACAAAAUCAGUUUCCCCAACAAAACCCUUUGGUCCAUCAGACAAUGUAUUAUUUGAGUCUGCCACAGAGCUCGGAAUGCCAAGAGACAGGCAGGAAUCAAGCACGGUACAGCACAUCAAGGAAGAUCUUGAGACAUUCGCUGAGAAGGGCCUUCAAGCUCAUAAUCACUAUCGCCAAGAACAUCAUUCUUCGAAUCUCCGUUGGUCGGAUGAGCUUGCUACUCAAGCAGAGAAAAUGGCAUAUGACAUGGCCAUGAGGGGAACCGUGCAACGAUCUGAAGUGGCAACUUCGAUGGGCUAUGGAGAAAAUGUAGCAAAGAUAACUGGUGUUCCAUUCAACGAUGCUGGAACGGUAGCAACUGAUAUAUGGUACAGCGAAUCACGUAAUUAUAGCUAUUCGUAUCCACGAGUUACACCGCAGACCGACGCAUUCACUCAGAUGAUCUGGAAAGGGAGCAAAGAAAUAGGCAUGGGAUGUGCAAAGGAUGUCGCCACAAAUGAUUUGUAUGUGGUGGCAUUGUAUAGGCCGCCUGGGAAUGAUCGAAAAUUUUUAAGAGAAAAUGUCAUUAACAAAGGAACCAUGACACAGGACGUUUAUUCCACAAUAUUUAAGAGGACACAACUGCUACCAAAUUCAACGAUUGGUUAACAGACCUUAUUCACAGAAU